Messenger RNA from Camellia sinensis, 1057 nucleotides. NCBI's taxonomy places the organism in Eukaryota, Viridiplantae, Streptophyta, Magnoliopsida, Ericales, Theaceae. The record is from RefSeq and is a predicted model, not a curated record.
GGUCUUUUUUCUUUUUUUCUUUUUGGGUUUAUUCUGAGGUUCUUUUUUUGCUGCAAAUUGAUGAGCAUGUACAGAGGGAGAUCAUGAAUCACAGAUCAUUGAAACAUCCCAAUGUUUUGAGAUUUAAAGAGGUGGCAUAAUCACCUUAAUCCAAAUAUCAGCAAGGAGGCCUGGACGCAAGAAGAGGAAUUGACUUUGAUUAGCGCCCAUCAAAUUUAUGGGAACAAGUGGGCAGAGUUGACAAAAUUUUUGCCUGGGAGCCUCCUGUGUAGGAAGAUGGAUGAGAAGAAAGAAUUUGUUGAUUUAUCUUCUAUGAUGCUCUUUGAGGCCACAGGUGAUUCAGAGGCCAUUUCUGAGCUAAAUAUAGCUGCAGUGGAUGCAGAGCUGAUGGGUGCAGCGGAAGAUGAUGCACUCUCAUGCAGCUGUGAUGACUUGAUGGACUGUGAGCUUGGCAAGUUUGAUGGCCUAGGGCAUACCCAUGUUGAAGUUUAUCAUGUUGCUGAUCAUGGUGAUGAAGAGGAGGAAGAUAUUGAUCAAGAUUGGACUGAUGGUGGUGAUGAUGAAGUGGUGAUGAGCAGCACUGCAAAAGCAAGGGAACACAAGAAAUUGAGGGUUUGUGUUGAUUCAGCCAUGGAAUUGAUGAAUGAAGUGGUGAUGAGCAUCCUAUUUCCAGCUGCUUUAUUCUUAAUUUUUUCAAUUGUGAAUAUUUGACUUUGUAAGUUAUAUGUUCUUGAAGAUGUUUUUGAUCUGAUUUUGCUGCUGAUUUUGUUUGUGAGUCAACUUUGGAGCAUCUGAUUUUGUUUAUUCUGCCUACUCCAUGGCAAGUCUACAACCUUUUGUCUGCUUGCUGUUAUGUACCUAUUUAUACUGUCAAGAUCUCAUUAUUUUCGUUCUAUAGAGCCUCCAUUAGGAUGCUCUGAAGUUGGAGGAAAAGAAAUCUGAGAAUUCUUUCUUUUUCUUCCAGUCUCCAACUUGUACAUGAUUUGAUUUUGAUUUUGAUUUUUUUUUGUUUCUCCAUAUGCACCUUCAGAACUACACUGUUUAUACAGAAUUUGCA